GUCGGUUGGGGUUCGGGGAGACCGCACGGUUUUGGAAUUCGGAUCGUUCUCCGAGGACUUCUCGGGCGCCGCUGGGGUCCCAAACCCGUGCGGUGAGGGUUUUUUGGAUUUCGAGGUCACCGCCCGGUCUGUCACCGCACCGUCUUGGGACCCCCAAGGGUCCGAGGACUUGGAGGCUGCGCCUGGAGAGAGGAGCUUGCGGGCGAAAGUUGGCCGUCGCGGUUUCGUCAAGGCACCCGGGGCAGGGGUCCGUAGCCAUGUGGGCUCAACAAUUUCAGGUUGCGGCUUCUUUGGACCGCGUAGUUCACAGGUGUAGCUAGGCAGCGCGUGCACGGUGCAAUGGGCGGAACCAGCAGCAGCAGCAGCAAGGGCGGCAGCAACAAGUGGGACAGCAGUGAGGGCGACAGAAAGAAGGACGACGACCUGAUGGUGGCGCGACAGCUCAUCGAAAUCCCUGACACCGAAGUGAUAGUGUUGAACGCAGCAGGAAGCGAAGGAGGCGUGAUGAAGAGCGGCCGUCUACAACUGAUGUCGCUCCAGCCCAAGAGCAAGAAAGACCGCCCUGGCAGGUACCGCAUAACAAAGGCUGCUCAAUUAUGCUCAGAGAGAAGGCACAACCCUUCCAAGGUAAUCGGUGAAUUGCUAAUUGGCACGUGCAUCAAUGUGUUGGAAGUAGCCAUCGAAAAAGAAGACAUGCGAGUGCGUGGGCGUGUCGAAGACCCCGCGGGGUGGAUCUCACUGCAGAGGAUACGUCCAUGGACCGAGGUAGCAGGGCCAGAUGGCCGAGAGGAUAGAUGGGCGGAGAAGUUGAAUGUUGCAGUGAUCUAUGUUGGCACCGCAGAAUUCCGGAUGGAUUCAGACUCGGAUGACAGCACGGGUUUCUAUUACCCCUUGGUCCCUGAGACACCCCUCGUCUUCGCCUACGAAGCUCGCCUCAUUUCCGUAAGCGCAAAUGAUGGAGAUACCUUCACGGUCCGAUUGCCGAAGGAACUUCCCGAAGCCAAGUUGUGGGAGCUCAUUAACACACUACCGAAUUAUUGCAAUUUCAGGUUGGAGAAAAAGAAGGAUGCGGCCGACCACGUAUCCGAAGCCACAAACGCGAUAGCAGGUGGCAUUGAUAAGGCGGCUGCUGGUUUGGCGGGCAUGAUGCAGAGGCGAGGCGCCGCGGCAAGAAAAAAUAUGAAGAAACAGGAGGACUUGCAGAUCGGUCUGGGCACGAAGCUGCUGGUGGGCACCUUACGGACAGGCACGAGAGCUACGGCGACUGUCACGAAUGCGGCGGUGGAUGCCUUGAUGGGGACAGCAAUGGCCGCAGGUAAAGAAGCCGGGCGACGUGCCGGCAUGGAUGAGCAAAGAGGGGCCCCAGGCCCUGGCAGGGCCGCCCUCGGUGGCAGCUUGCAGGUCUUCGACGCUCUCGUACGGGCCGGGGAGAUGCUGGCCGGUACUGCCACAGACGAGGUGGCAGGGGUUGUGGCGCACCGUUACGGGGGCGAAGCAGGCGAGGUGGCCAGGGGAGCUAUGGAGGCCGGCACCAAGGCUGUCGAGGUUGCAGCAAUGGCGAAAGGCGACAAGGCGUUGACAAAGGUCACGGGGAGGCUUGCCGCAAAGUCGGCGACCUACAAGUUGGCGGCGAGAGCAAUCAAACCCAUGGCGCAGGGUUUUGCAGAGGGCGCUAGGGAAUCUGCUGCUAGAUCUUCUGGAGCUCGCAUGUGAGGCGCCGUUUUCCCCAACCUCUGCCAGGUGUCGUCUUCUCUUUUUCAGGUGCAUCUUACGAUCACUGGUGCCAUCUCUCUCCCGAUACGGCGGCUACAUUGUCAAGCCGACAUCACGUCGAAGUUCCCUUGCCGGAGCAGCGGUGCGGCCCACCGCGCAGGGUCACGGCAGCCGCAGUCUGCACGACUGUCCCGGGGAGGGGCCAGGAGAUGCCCGCGCCGCGGCAGCCUCCUGGUGGUCGGUGAACGCUCCCGCUCGGUGUGCUGAGCCGAGCAAAUCGACCUCUGUCUCGUUUGGGCCCCCGUCCGAGACAACAUAAACCAGCGUGUUUCGCGCUCGGCACCCGCGCCGCCUGCGUGCCGCAGCGGUGGCCAGCUCAGCGUGCAUGCGCACAUGGGCGGCCGCUAGAUGAUCGAACGGACCUGCCCCUCAGGUGAAGUUCGCUCCUCCCCUAUCUCCU
This is a messenger RNA of Prorocentrum cordatum, 2173 nucleotides long. The record is from the annotation of a GenBank genome assembly. Lineage: Eukaryota; Dinophyceae; Prorocentrales; Prorocentraceae.